This is a messenger RNA of Lotus japonicus, 871 nucleotides long. RefSeq lists its product as uncharacterized. The coding region runs from base 147 to 740 and encodes 197 amino acids. NCBI's taxonomy places the organism in Eukaryota, Viridiplantae, Streptophyta, Magnoliopsida, Fabales, Fabaceae. The transcript is spliced from 3 exons. The record is from RefSeq and is a predicted model, not a curated record. Gene Ontology annotation, cellular component: chloroplast stroma; chloroplast thylakoid membrane.
UAGCUGAAACCUGAACACACAACAGAAAAUAAUCACAUGAAGCCUUAUCCACUAGACCACUACCAUAAGAUGAAAAAGAAAAGAAAAAUUAUUCUAACAACACCAGCUACUCACUUCACCUUAGCGACACCUCUGUAGGAAAAACAAUGGCAUCACCGUGUUCGUGUGGCAUUAUAAGGCAAAGUGUGUUCAUGAUGAAGCUGAAUGGAGUGAGUUCCCAAUUUCCACUGUCUUCUUCUUCUCCUUCUUCCCUUAUUCAAAUUCACCACUCGUCUUCCUUGAUUCGCGACCACAUUCAUCUCACGGCGGCGAAAUUGAAAGUAGUGCCUAAAGCCACCGCGGCGAGUGGCAGCUCCGUGUCUCCGAGCAACGACGACGAUGGAGUCUCUCUUGGCACCAUGAAACUGCCUCUCAACAUUGACCUUCAGAGAUUCGAUGCCUUGCUGUUUCAGUGGGCAAACAGCCUUUGCCAGGGAGCCAAUCUUCCACUCCCCAUGCCUCUCAAGGUGGACAAAAUACCCUUUGGAGCUAGAUUGGGUUUUAUCACCAUUGGAGAUGGGGAAACAGAAGUUCUUGUGUAUAUUGACUGCGUGGUUUCUCCAUCAACUGACAGUUCUGCUCCAAUUUUCCGUGCCAUUCGAAAUGGCCCCUUGAAAGAUAAGGUGCCACCUGGUGAGCCCAGAAUAAUGAGGAGCCUUAUGCAAGCUCUUCAAAAGUCAGUUGAAAUCUCUAGAUUGUGAAUCUUUUUUUUUUGGGUUUAUCUAUUGUACUUGUAAAAUUUUGAGCUGAAAAUUAAAUCAUAAGAAGUUUGAAUUUGAUGUAUAUAUAUUCAGUCCGCUUAAGUUAUCCUAUAUUAUGUCUAUUGACAGAA